AUCAAUUAAGACCCCUGUCUCCACUUCGUACAAAACGCGUCAAGACGCGACCUCCGCGUUUUCUCGCGUUUAAAUGAUAAACUACUCUCACAAGAUCCGCCCCUCGCUCGUCAACUCGAGAGUUUCUCAGUCUGUCUCAUUGUGAAAACUCGUAUCCGGCCAAGCAGCUCAAUAUGGCAACAGCAAUGGGAGUUUCCAGCGAUGCUGGAUUCAUGAUGUCUGAUGGUCUCGCGAGAUCUGGCGCAACCCCCAGGGGGCAACGCUAUGUGGCCGGCUCCUCGACCGGACGACCCAGAGCACCACCCUCGGAGAGUCUCGGUGCUCCAAGCGACGACGAAGGGGAGGGCUUCGAGGAUGAUCAGGUCCCCAACCGAUCCCGUCCCACAGAUGCCACCAACAUCCCUAGAGUCGAGGACAAGAUUGGCCUCCUUAUCCAGGAACACUUUGAGAAUUUUAUUGAAGGAUUCGUAGAAACCCCCACAUCUUCGGGCGCACCGACUUCCAGCGCCAUCACCACGGACAAGUACUAUGUCGCCCAGAUCCAUGGCAUGCGGACAUACCAACUAUCGACCUUCUAUGUCGACUACAAGCACCUCGCAUCAUGGAGCAACGGCAGUCUUGCAGACGCCAUCGUCAAGCAGUACUACCGCUUCCUCCCCUUCCUCACCUCGGGGCUGCACAACAUGAUCGCCAAGUACGAACCCCAGUACUUCCGCGAGCACCGGCAGCCCACCACCUCCAGCAACCAGACCACCUCGGGCGGCAGCAACGCCGGCUCUGCCAGCCAGUCGGAGCUGCAGGGCAGCAAGACGGCCAACCAGCAGACGGACAAGCUCUUCGCCAUCGCCUUCUACAACCUCCCGCUGGUCAGCCGCGUGCGGUCGCUGCGCGCCAAGAACAUCGGCCAGCUGCUCUCCAUCAGCGGCACCGUGACCCGCACGUCCGAGGUGCGCCCGGAGCUGUCGGUGGCGACCUUCACCUGCGAGGCCUGCCGCAGCGUGGUGCCUAAUGUGGAGCAGACGUUCCGCUACACCGAGCCGACGCAGUGCCCCAACGCCACGUGCCAGAACCGCCACGCCUGGCAGCUGGACAUCAGGCAGAGCACAUUUGUCGACUGGCAGAAGGUGCGAGUGCAGGAGAACAGCAGCGAGAUCCCCACGGGGAGCAUGCCGAGGACCAUGGACGUCAUCCUGAGGGGAGAGAUCGUCGACCGCGCCAAGGCGGGCGAGAAGUGCAUCUUCAGCGGCGCCCUGAUCGUCGUGCCCGACGUGAGCCAGAUGGGCCUGCCGGGGAUCCGGCCCACGGCCGUGCGGGACGACCGUAGCACCGAGGCCGGAGGCAAUGGCGUCAGCGGGCUGAAGGCCUUGGGCGUCCGCGACUUGACCUACCGCCUCGCCUUCCUGGCGUGCAUGGUGACGCCGGACGUGUCGGCCAUUGGCGCCUCCGGGGACGCGCAGAUCGCGGACAUUGUCGGUUCGCUGACCCAGAGCUCUGGAAUCGAGACCGCCGAGAGCGUCAAGGAAGCCCAGGACGCGGUGCUCGCGUCGUACAGCCAGGCCGAGAUUGAAGACCUCCGGCAGAUGGUCCACAGCGACAUGAUCUACGGGCGUCUGGUGCAGUCCCUCGCGCCCAUGGUCUACGGCCACGAGAUCGUCAAGAAGGGCCUGCUCCUCCAGCUCAUGUCCGGCGUGGCCAAGACCACCGCCGAGGGCAUGGCGCUCCGAGGCGACAUCAACAUCUGCAUCGUGGGCGACCCUUCGACCUCUAAGUCGCAGUUCCUCAAGUACAUCUGCAGCUUCGCCCCGCGGGCCGUCUACACGUCGGGCAAGGCGUCGUCGGCGGCGGGCCUGACGUCGGCGGUGGUCAAGGACGAGGAGACGGGCGAGUUCACGAUCGAGGCCGGGGCGCUCAUGCUCGCCGACAGCGGCAUCUGCGCCAUCGACGAGUUCGACAAGAUGGACAUUGUCGACCAGGUGGCGAUCCACGAGGCCAUGGAGCAACAGACCAUCUCGAUCGCCAAGGCGGGCAUCCAGGCGACGCUCAACGCGCGGACGUCGAUCCUCGCGGCGGCGAACCCCGUGGGCGGGCGGUACAACCGCAAGAUGACGCUGCGGGCCAACAUCAACAUGAGCGCGCCCAUCAUGUCGCGCUUCGACCUCUUCUUCGUCAUCCUCGACGAGUGCAACGAGCAGGUCGACCGCCACCUGGCCGAGCACAUUGUCGGCGUGCACCAGCUGCGCGACGCCGCCGUGGCCCCCGAGUUCAGCACCGAGCAGCUGCAGCGGUACAUCCGGUUCGCGCGCACCUUCCGCCCCGAACUGACCGACGAGGCCAAGGACCUGCUCGUGCGCCGGUACAAGGAGCUGCGCGCCGACGACGCCCAGGGCGGCGUCGGGAGGAACAGCUACCGCAUCACCGUCCGCCAGCUCGAGAGCAUGAUCCGCCUGUCCGAGGCCAUCGCAAAGGUCAACUGCGUCGAGGAGAUCAUCCCGGACUUUGUCAACGAGGCCUACAACCUGCUGCGCCAGAGCAUCAUCUCGGUCGAGCACGACGACGUUGACGUCGACGACGACGAUGAGGAUGGGGCGGCGCCGCCCGAAGACGGUGUCACCCUCCGCCGCGCCGCUGAUCGCGCCGCCGGUGUGGGUGCAGCGGACGGUCCUGUUGCCGACGCGGACUCGCCCAUGGCGGACGAGGAGGAGGAGGAGGAGCAGGAGGCGAGCGACGAGCGGCAGGGGUCGGUGGCUGCUUCGGCAGCAGCAGCGGCGCCGCGGCAGAAGCAGACCGUCUCGUACGACAAGUACAUCGGCAUCGUCAACAUGAUGGUGUCGCGCGUGGCGGAGGACGAGUCGGCCGGCGGCGGGGAGGGGGUCGAGGCCGAGGCCCUGGUGCAGUGGUACCUCGAGCAGAAGGAGGACGAGCUCGACGGCGAGGAGGACUACAACAACGAGAUGGCGCUGGCGAGGAAGGUGUUGAAGAAGAUGGUCAAGGACAACAUCCUCAUGGCGAUCCGCGGCCAGGGUAUGGCCGACGAGGGAACCGGAGAGGGCAGCUCUGUUGCGGGCGGCCAGAUCGUCUAUGUUCUCCACCCCAACUGUGCCGUCGAGGAGGUCUGAGAAUGGGCCGGAUGGAUAUGCUCAUCACUACAUUUUUUCUUUUUUCUGCUCUCUGCUUUAGGCCAGGGGUGAGUUUUCGAGGGGUCUCGGCAUAACACUUGUGGCGGUCACAUCGGCGUCUGGGAGUUGGGAAGCAGGACGAUAGAUGUGUGUCAGAGUAAUGAACGAUUUGCUAUGGAUAAAGGUGGGUGGUGGUCAGGGUGCGCGCUCGCGUGCCAGUUAUGUAUACAGACAGCAUCCAAUGCUAGCUAGCCAUGGUAAAGUGUAUAGCGUGACCAUGAAGUGGUGAUAACUUGCAAUGCAUAGAAGGCG
Messenger RNA from Phialemonium atrogriseum, 3428 nucleotides. Its product is annotated as MCM2/3/5 family-domain-containing protein. Gene Ontology annotation, molecular function: single-stranded 3'-5' DNA helicase activity; ATP binding; single-stranded DNA binding. Gene Ontology annotation, biological process: mitotic DNA replication; DNA replication initiation; double-strand break repair via break-induced replication. The transcript has 3 exons. Gene Ontology annotation, cellular component: nucleus; MCM complex. The record is from RefSeq and is a predicted model, not a curated record. Lineage: Eukaryota; Fungi; Ascomycota; Sordariomycetes; Cephalothecales; Cephalothecaceae. The coding region runs from base 174 to 3116 and encodes 980 amino acids.